This is a messenger RNA of Athalia rosae (coleseed sawfly), 4184 nucleotides long. RefSeq lists its product as uncharacterized. Lineage: Eukaryota; Metazoa; Arthropoda; Insecta; Hymenoptera; Athaliidae. The transcript has 3 exons. The coding region runs from base 448 to 855 and encodes 135 amino acids. The record is from RefSeq and is a predicted model, not a curated record.
UGGAUGCACUUUCGCUAUAUGAAUCGCGGACGAGCUGUCAUUUAAGUGUAAUUUCAAUAACGUCAGUGGUCGGAGAGCUGGGAUAUGAUAAUCUUUGAUCACCGGUAGGUCGUUUCGAUCGGAUUCACCACCGUCGUCAUCGUACAGCCAGCUAUAUCCAAAACCAUUCCAACAUAAUUCUGUAGAAGAGAAACCGCGGGUGUGGUUAUUCCCUAUACUGUGAUUGGGCCCCAGAAAAGCGGCGCUCUCAUGGCUACCGCUUGCCGCGUUGGCAGCUGAUAUCGGAGCCCGUCUAGUGGCAAGUCAACACAAUGGCGGCACAGAAUGGAAGUGACGGAAUCGUCAUUGCUGGGAUGUGUGUUGUAUUUUACAUGCCCUUGUGAUAGCACUCUUAGUUCCAUGAACGAACAUAAAUAAUCUUGGUAAUAAAACUCUGAAUAGUGCGACAUGUUUGUCGACUUGAUCGAUGAUCGAAAUAUCGGGUGUUCACUCACCAGCUCGUCGUCCGCUUGUGAGGUUAGAAGGACAAAGCUCGUCGAAUCAUUGGUAAUCGCUACCGACAGUGAUUGCCUUAUAAAAUUUUCAAUAUAUCGUAAAACAGAUGUAUUGAUUGAUGCUAUGCAAGGUGAUCAAGUUCGUCGAAUUCGCGAAGCAAUCACGAAAACAAACGCCGAACGAUCCAACACUACUACCCGGAUUUCACAAAAGGAUGCUUUCCCUCCUGGCACGCCACAAACUUGGGGUUCCUUUCCAAUCCUACUCGGCUAUAAAACCUGUAACAAAAUCAGAGAGAGGAAAACUUUCCAAGAUGGAGGUCUCCCGCUGAUACUGUUCGUCAUUACAAGUUGCAGGUGAAAUGAAGUCAACAAAUUCUUUGGCUCUUUCCAUGUAAAGUCACGAAAGAAUUCGGUUUCUCUUCUGGGACUUCACAAACGGAAAGCUCCUCUCCAAUCCUACCCGCCGACAAAAGUUCCAAAUGACCGAAACGGUGGAAGACUUUUCAAAACAAAGAAGGUUUACGUCCAAUGAGGUGCGUCGUCAACUGCAGUCAAAUCACUUACUGGCCACGCACCCGGCAGUUGUCGGUAAGCCAACUAUGACGUUUGCCUGCCAUUGGUACUUACCAUAUCGCUUCAUCACAACUAACACAUUCCUUUGUCCUAGAAGCAUACUGAUUUUGAAAGAUUCAUCAGCACUUGUUCUAUUGCUUCAGUCCAAGAGUUCCUUUCCAGAGACCAUCUUCGAGCAAAUUGACGAUGAAAAAUCCGGAGCUCCCUUCCACAUCACCCGAAACCAACUAGUCUUUCUCCUGGCACAACACUCACGAAAAACCUUUUCAAACGCGAUCCCACUAGGGGACGAGAGCUGUAGCGAAUCGAAAGGUAAACAACUUUCCAAAACGUAGGUUUCUUUGACAAGAAUCUUGCUUCAAUAGCUAGAUCGAGUUCUGGUCGCCGAAUGUGACUCAAGUAUGACGUUCAUCACUCUCUUAACCCUUUGUACAAAUCCGUAAUGACUAACACCAUCCUCCUUCCUACCAGCAUACUAAUAUCGAUGGAAGAAUCGGUUCCCGUUCUAAUACCGCAAACCAAGAGUUCCUGCACCCUUAAACAAACCGAAGAUGAAAAAUCCGGAGCUCCCUUCCACGUUACAUGAAAGAAGACAGUCUUUUGUCUGGCACUUUACAAAAUACUUCUACAAAUGUACGCGCUGAUCUAAGCUGUGGCUGAAUGCAAUAGUGGACGAUUCCUGAAACCCUCAUUCAUAACCGAUGGCUGAUCGCCGUCUCGUUGUUACCUAGGGACCUUAGAUUGCGCUCAAUCAAGCAUAUUUUUCAAAUGCUCAUGCGUUACAAUAUAUUAGCAUAUACGUCAAUGCGUCACGCUGAAAAUGGUGCAUCGAUUAACGUUCUUAGUGACGAGAAUGAAAUGCAAAUUGUGAAAUUCGUGUGAAGAUUCGUAGACUCAGUGUUUGUAUACGUAAUCUAUGUUAGUAUUAAGAACACCAUCUAUCAUGAGCUAAUGUCAACGAUAUAUAAGUGUGAAAUGCGCAUUUAAAUAGAGUAUUUUUCAUAAGAUUUUUCGUCGUACGUAAAAAGCAUCAUAACAAUUGAUCUAUAGGAUGAUACCAGUGAUCACAGUCCAUGGUAAAAGAAAGACAUUCGCAAUAAAAGACACUAUCAAUGUUAGUUUCAUUUAUGGUAUCAUUGCAUUGUAAUUGUCACAGCUGUCCUUGUAGUCUCCUCAAGGUUAGGGGAAGUCAUAAGAACAAUAUGUAUUAUUUACUGUAUCCUUAUACGGCUGCCCCUGAAUACUUGCUCAGUGAAAAGUUGAUGGAGUCACUUCUCAUGUAGUAUCAAUCUGAGAAUUUAGUGCGGGUAGAACAGUUACCAUAUCACUACUGCAUCUUUUGAAAAUUCAAAUGCCAACUUUGAUCAUCUUCUGAAAACAAAAGCAUCGAAUAACAGAAGCCAAAUACAAAUCGAAACAUGUCCCUACUCAAUUGGAGCAGGAGUCAGAAAAUGGAUUCGUUACUCAACCUGUCAUGUGUCUGUCUUAUUCAAAUAGGACACAUUCUCCAAAGCAUAGGAAACCGACCUGCGAAGUAAUUAAUCGUUGAAUUGCAAAGGCAUAGUACUAUACCGAAUCUCUUGAUAUCUGCUAAGCUUAAUCGUGAUGGUAACUAAAUUUUUUUCAACCCAUCAAAUAUCUUACAACAAUAGUAUACAAACGUAACCAUAAUCAAUACUACAAUAUUCUUCAACAACAUACAAAAAGUUAUCAAAUCCCCCCAAAAGGCACCUACGGUGCAAAAAAGUUCGCCAAGUACAUUAAAUGUUAAAGGAAUAACUACUACUCAAAUAUCUUUAAUGACAAAAAAGGAAAAAUUCAUUAAUAAUUCGAAAAAAAGGAUCCAAAUCAAUUAUUGUGCCAAGUACAUGUAACUUUGCAUCAUGCACAGAAGUACUAGAGAAGACUGGAAUGAACAUACAACGAACAAUAAUACCAAGUGUAAAAAUAUAGAAUUAGAGAAUGAAUCAAUUAAAAUCAAUUCGAAGAAUAAAUAAAAAAAAAAACUGAAUUAAAUUGAAUUAAAUUAAAAAUAAAAAAAUAAAAACUUGCAGGCAGUGGGACUUGGCGAGCUUUUUCGGAAAAAAAAAUUCGGAAUUCUAGUAUGGCAAUAUAACAUUAGCUCGCCAAGAACCACGUACUCCAAGUUUUUAUUUUUUUAUUUUUAAUUUAAUUUAAUUUAAUUCAGUUUUUUUUUUUUUUUUUUUUUUUAUUUUUCGAAUUGAUUUUAAUUGAUUCAUUCUCUAAUUCUAUAUUUUUACAUUCGGUAUUAUUGUUCGUUGUAUGUUCAUUCCAGUCUUCUCUAGUACUUCUGUGCAUGAUGCAAAGUUACAUGUACUUGGCACAAUAAUUGAUUUGGAUCCUUUUUUUCGAAUUAUUAAUGAAUUUUUCCUUUUUUGUCAUUAAAGAUAUUUGAGUAGUAGUUAUUCCUUUAACAUUUGAUGUACUUGGCGAACUUUUUCACACCGUAGGUGCCUUUUGGGGGGAUUGACAAUAGUGAAGAACACAAUGAAAAUCAGGCAAUCACCAAAAUUCGUGAGAUUGAUGAAAAUUGUGAAACUCAGCAAAAUUAGGAUAACGAUGAAGAUCGCCAGAUCAACAGAAAUUGUGAAAUAGCCGGAAAUGACGGGAAAUACAAAAGUCAUAAAAUUGACGAAAAUUAGAAAAUCGACGGAAAUCACAGAAACAAUGAUGUUAGAAUAUCGUAUUCAACGAUUCUGCAGCGCACUGCGCAACUUGUCGCGCACGCGACAAUUCCCUUUUGUAGGGGCUAACACCACUACAAUUAAAUGUACAUGUAUGCAGAAUAGAAACGUUUAUGUUUAUUGUAAUAAGUAAUAACGGGAACAAUGAUAGUUAUGCACUUUUGAUAUGUCUGAGUCCCGUGGUCGUUAGGUACAUUGUAGAGUUUCGUAAGCCUAAUAUGAUAAAUAUAAUCUCAGGGGUACCACUAGCACCGGCCCGUGCGGGGAGCGGUAGUUGGUAGCAUUGUUGAGCGCCUAGUUCCAUUUGUGUAUUGAGUAUAAUGUGUGUGUGAGUGUUGUGAUUGACUGUGUGUGUUCACCCCCACACUUUUUCUUUCACUCGCGACACCUCUGUUAUCUGCUAACAAUG